Messenger RNA from Anopheles nili, 681 nucleotides. RefSeq lists its product as uncharacterized. Gene Ontology annotation, molecular function: zinc ion binding. Bases 1 to 681 code for a protein of 226 amino acids. The record is from RefSeq and is a predicted model, not a curated record. The transcript has 2 exons. Lineage: Eukaryota; Metazoa; Arthropoda; Insecta; Diptera; Culicidae. Gene Ontology annotation, cellular component: nucleus.
AUGGGCAGUUUAAUGGAGGCGUGUUGCACCGGUUUCAUAUGUAGGCUGUGCUCAAAAAUGAAUCAUAAAGUGAUUUUUAUAUAUGGUGCAGACGGUCUUGAAAAUAAUUUACUGGAAAAAAUUAACAGCUAUCUUCCCAUUGAGAUAAGUGAAGAAGAUGAACUUCCGAAAACUAUCUGCGAGGCCUGUAUGGUAAAAAUUUUAGUUCAUCACCGAUUAAUCGUGCAGAUCCGAACAGCUCAGAAGAGAUUUGUGAAGAUGCGAGAAGAGGAACUAGCUGCCCGAAAUGCAACCACCGCCGAUUCGAAUGCAAGCUCGAGAACUCUCUCCGCUGAAUCUACUGCGAGUUCACGCACGAUGUCAGUUGAUUCCACUGAUGCCGUUGAAGAACCUGCCGAGACGUUACAAUCCAGCGAGAUCAACACUGAAACGACCGAUGCACCCGCAGAUACCGUCAACACGCGAGUUCAAAUUGAUCAACCGAACGAACUGCCUACCAGCCAAGAUCCUCCUCAGAAUGUUUCAGAAGAUCUGAAUCCAACAGAUCCUGCUGGAGAACCAAACGGGAACGGUGAGCAAGCCGAAUCUGGUCCAUCCACCGCAAAUCCAACGAAUCGUUUAAAGCGUAAGCAGCGAAAUCCAACUCGAUCUGACAAAGAGGCCAAAAAACGGUUAGAGUAA